AUGGAGUUGGGACCCGACGGCAAGGACUUGGCGUUGGGACCUGACGGCAAGGACUUGGAGUUGGGACCCGACGGCAAGGUGGACCCCGAAACGGAGAGCAACAAGCCGCCCUCCACCGCCAGGGCCGAAUCCCAUCUUCUGGCAUCCAUCGACGCCAAGGCCGAGCGUGCGCUAGUCUGGAAGUUCGACCUGCGCCUGCUGCCCGUGCUGGCCGCAAUGUACCUGUUCAACAGUCUCGACAAGUCCAACCUGGGUAACGCCAAGAGCCACCUCGAGGUGGCGCUGGGCCUGGUCGACAACCAGUACAACAUCCUGCUCUCAGUCUUCUUUGUCCCCUACGUCCUGACGGCGCCGUUCCUGGGCCUUCUCGGCAAGAAGUACGGCCCCAGCCGCGUGCUCCCGUGCAUGAUGUUCGUGUUUGGCUCCGCCACCUUGCUGGUCGUCGCGACGCACAACUUUGCUGGCAUCAUGACGCUGCGCUGGUUCCUCGGCAUGAGCGAGAGCGCCUUCUUCCCGCUGGUUAUUUACUACCAGACCAUGUUUUACCGCCGUGGUGAGCUCGCCCGCCGGCUUGCCAUCUUCUACGCGGCGCAGAGCAUUGCGUCGGCCUUUGGCGGGCUGCUGUCGUUUGGCGUGUUCCAGAUCCAGGGCGGGGCGUUGGAGCCGUGGCGGUACCUGUUCGUGAUCGAGGGGUCCUGCACAGUGCUGUUCUCGCUGUUCGCAUUCUGGUAUCUCCCGCGGUCGGCAUCCGAGGCGCGCUUCCUCGACGACGCCGAGCGGCAGCUGGCGUACCAGCGCAUGGCCCUCGAUUCGUCCAGCACGGUCAACGAGAAGCUCAACAUCCGCGAGUCGCUGACCAUCCUCAAGCUGCCGACGUCGUGGCUCAUCCUGGCCAUCCAAAUGUGUCUCGGCGUGCCGCUGCAGAGCGUGACGCUGUUCCUGCCCCAGAUCGUCGGGCGGCUCGGCUACGACACGGCCAAGACCAACCUGUAUACCGUAGCGCCCAACGUGUCGGGCGCCGUCAUGCUGCUGAUUCUGGCGUUUGCGAGCGACGGGACGCGGCUGCGGUUCCCGUUCGUCGCGCUGGGCUUCCUGUUUACGUUUAUCGGCAUGGUCAUCUACGCCGCCAUUGACGUGUCGUCGGAGCUGCAGGUGGCCUACUUCGCCAGCUUCAUGAUGACCUGGGGCACUUCGGCGCCCAGCGUGCUGCUCGACGUGCUGUACAACAACAACAUUGCCCACGAGGGCAAGCGCGUCGUGCUUACCAGCAUCGGCGUGCCCGUGGCCAACAUGAUGGGCGUCGUCAGCUCCAACAUCUUCCGGAACCAGGACGCCCCACGCUACCUGCCCGCCCUGGCCACGACGGCCGCGUUCGGGGGCCUGGGGCUGGUGCUGACCCUGCUGUUUGGCGCAUACAUGAUCACCGACAACAAGCUGAGAGACAGGAAGCAGGGCGUCAAGGUGAACCCAAUAGACGUGCCGACCGAGAAGCUGAGAGACGGGCCGGCCUCCCCAGACUUUCGGUGGUGUCUCUGA
Molecule: messenger RNA, 1536 nt
Organism: Lasiosphaeria miniovina
Lineage: Eukaryota; Fungi; Ascomycota; Sordariomycetes; Sordariales; Lasiosphaeriaceae
Product: major facilitator superfamily domain-containing protein
Exons: 2
Coding region: 1-1536 (511 amino acids)
Biological process (GO): transmembrane transport
Cellular component (GO): membrane
Molecular function (GO): transmembrane transporter activity
Source: RefSeq, a predicted model, not a curated record